GGCCGGGCCGGGCGGCCGCGCACCCCGCGGGCAGCGGCCGGCGGGCAGCCAGCCGCCGGUCACGUGACGGAACCGCACCGCACCGCACCGCUCCGCACGGUGCUGCGGAGCCGGGACCGCCGCUUCUCCCUCCCCCCGCGCCUCCGCCUCCCCGCCCUCCUCCCUGCCCGCGGGACACGGGAGCCGGUGACGGGAGCGAGGCGGAGUCUGGAGGGAAGAUACCGAGAGAUAGAGAUUUAAAUCACAUCCCCGGCUGUAGAAGGGCAGCAGCAGCAGCAGCCCCGGCGCAGAGGCACGGACGCACGCGCCGAGACAGGUCUCCCGGCUCCGUCGCCGCCGCUGCUGCUGCUGCUCACCAUGGGUGCCGCCGCCGCCGAGCCCCCCCGCGCCAUGGGCCUGGUGUCCAGCGUGGUGAACGACACCCUCGAGUUCUACCGCUGGACCUGGAGCAUCCGAGACAAACGUGUUGAUGAUUGGCCCUUGAUGCAGUCUCCAUUUCCAACAUUGACUAUAAGCACUAUUUAUCUCCUCACUGUCUGGCUGGGUCCCAAAUGGAUGAAGACAAGAGAGCCCUUCCAGUUACGUUUCCUGUUGGUUGUUUACAACUUCGGAAUGGUUCUACUCAACUUCUUCAUUUUCAAAGAGCUGUUUUUGUCAUCAAGAGCUCGAGGGUACAGCUAUGUCUGCCAGACUGUGGAUUAUUCAGAUAAUGUUUAUGAAGUUAGGAUAGCUGCUGCUUUAUGGUGGUAUUAUGUUUCUAAAGGAAUUGAGUAUUUGGAUACAGUAUUCUUCAUCCUGAGGAAGAAAUUUAACCAAAUUAGCUUUCUUCAUGUCUAUCACCAUUUCACCAUGUUCACCUUGUGGUGGAUUGGUAUUAAGUGGGUUGCAGGUGGACAAGCUUUUUUUGGAGCUCAGAUGAAUGCAUUUAUUCAUGUCAUUAUGUACAUGUAUUACGGAUUAGCUGCCUGUGGCCCUAAAUUUCAGAAAUACCUGUGGUGGAAACGAUACUUGACCAUAUUGCAAUUGGUGCAGUUCCAUGUGACUAUUGGCCACACAGCCUUGUCUAUUUAUAUUGAUUGUCCUUUCCCUAAAUGGAUGCACUGGGGUGUAAUUUUCUAUGCUGUCACCUUCAUUUUCCUGUUUGGUAACUUCUACUAUCGGACAUAUAAGCUGCCCAAGGAACCUGUAAAGAAUGGCAAAAUAGCAAAUGGUGCUGUUGCAAAUGGAGUAAGCAAACGAGAAGAAAAUGCAGUAAUGGAAAAUGGAAAAAAGCAGAAAAAGGGAAAAGCAAAAGGAGAGUAACUUGAUCCAGGCCUUAACCAUUGUUGGCAGUGAGGAACCUCCAGUUUGGUUUAUAAAAGGAAGAAAAAACCACUAUCUGUACCAAUUAACCUUAGGUUACUGAAGAGCUAGAACAGAGAUAUUUUCAUUAUUUAUGAAGAUUGUUUUAAGAACAACACGAAAGUUGAAUUUCUAUUGUAAUUAUGUAAUUAUCAUGCAUAUGGUCUCUGUGUAAACUUGUAGACUGCUGGUGUUGGUGAAUGUAAGGAAGAAUUGCAGUUGAUUCCAUAUUUAGCAGUCCAAAAGUUAAUACUACCAUUGAUACAGGCAGUUCUGUUGGCACCCACAUUUCUUUGCGGGAGGGAGGGGGAGGAAGUAGUAUUUGGAUACUUGUGUUUUCUUUCCAGAAAAUUAUUAAAUUUCAAAUUAUGACACAUUAUCUAAUCAAAAUGUGCAACUUUUCUUGUCCUCCUUGGAGAGUAUUUUCAGACACAUUAUGUUUAUGUGCUGUCAGAACAGUGUUUGACUUUUCGGACAUUACUUGAUUUAACUGAGUGUCUGUUACAGGUUUUUUUUGUUUUGGUUUCGUUUUUUUUUUUGUUUGUUUGUUUUUGGUUUUGUUUUGUUUUGUUUUCUUGUGUGGAAAUAUACCUACCUCUUCAUCCGCUGAAAAGAAUAUUGAGCAUUAAACAAGUGGUUUCUGAAAGAUGGAGUCCUCUAAUAUAAAUAUCCUUUAACACUAAUUCAGGAGAAAAUAUGAUUUCCUGUGGGAGUAAAAGGGAUUUGGGUCAGGAUUUUGUGGUCAAGUCAUCAAUAACCUUUUUUGGUGUAAACUUAAAUUUUGGAGUGGUACUUUUAGUACAGCUAAGUGGAAAAAAAAAUGUUUUAAGAAUGUAUAAAUAUGAAAAAAUACAUUGUUUGAAGCAAGCAGUGAAAGUAGGCCUGCUGCUUGUUGUCCGUGACCUACAUUAAACCUGCGGUGCUGAUUGAUACUGAAAAUGGUAAAGUAUUAUGGUGGAGAGAAAACAACGAUAUGUAAUUCCAUUUAGAAAUACUGCAUGUAUGGGUAGUCAUGCUAACUACAAGACAGUCACUUUAAUUGGAGAGAGAAUUCAGUUUAAAAGUACUAAAUACAGAAAAUAUAAAAUGUUGAAAAUGCUGCUACUGCUUGAUACCCAUCAAAACUCUAUUUGUUUAGACACUUGCAGACAAUGUAUUGCUAGUAGUCAGGCUGCCAUUUUAAUGUGAAUGUCAGAGAUGGGCUUCUGAAACUAUUUCCAAAAUAUUCUCAGCUCUUUUCAACCUAAUUGACAAAGUUUUUCUGCUAAACAUUUUUUAGUCAAAAAUGCUGAAAGAAGUAGAAGCCUUUUAGUUGGCUUUUCAUCUUACAUGAUAUAUUAAUGGACUUCUUACUGCUCCUUUUGUGAAGAAAAUAUGGAAAGAGUUCUUUUCCUUCCAAAUAAUGUGAUUGAGAGAUGUUUUGAGCUGCUCAGCAUGCAAUGAGCAUAAAACAGGGGUAGAAUUAGAAACCAUCUCCUGAACUGCCAUGUUUCUUGUUCAUCACUGCAAGAGCUGAGUUGUUGCUGUCUAAAUGCAUUCUUCCCAGCUCUGGUCAAAAACAUAUUCAUAGUUAGUGACAAACUUGCAUCCAGCAAGUGACACCAUUGUUGCAGGAAAAAGGUACACGGAGCUGUAGGUGUAAAGUGUGUGACACGUUUCAUAGUCUUUGCAUCUCAAUUAUCCAUUUGUCUGUUUAUAUGUAAAUAGGUCACAUCUUCUGUGUCUCAGGUUUGUCUCUUGUCUCUACACUAAAAACUGUCUAAACCCAGAAAAGAGUUCCUAGGAAGAAAAAGGGUUGGACUAGUCUCUUGUAUUCAGAAAUAACUCCUCAUGCUGGAGUCGAUUCAUCUGGAAGGUAGUUCAUCCAUAAUCUCCGCCACUGUGGAUUUUAUGGCAGAAUUCAGGAUUGUGAAAGAAUGUCUCUGCUGAACUGUAUUGCAUGUGACCAUUAAGUUUCCUAUCUGCUGUGUCUUGUGAUUCUUCCAGCCUUUGUACUGAUGCUUUUUGCAUUUGCGUAACUCAGUGUAUUUAAUGUAGUGUGGCAUGGGGAAGAGGGAUAGUGGUCUACCCUUUCUUCUUGGACAAAUGUCACUACCCUUACCCAAGCCAAAAUGCUGGCUCACUGAGUAACUCUGGGAUGGCUAAAGAAACAAAUAACUACAAAGCAAGCUCACAGAUUUACAGCACACCUGCUACUCCAAGGUAAUGGCUGGUGUGAAUACACUUACCCUACUGUAAAUUCAAGGUAGCUUACCCCACUUCGAUUAAAGGGUAGCUUCUUUCUAUUUGCCCUGGGAUGUGGGCAGCUAACAUAAAUCUGUAUUGUUCCUUGCACUGUGUUAAAUUGGUUGUUCGCUCUGUCUUUCUUUCAGUAAGCCAGGUCAGAUAAACUGAUACUUUUAAUGUGAUCUAGUUCUGAAAGAGCAUACUGAGAAGUAUUCCAGUACAGGUUCAAUUAUGUCUUUGCUACACUUUGUAAAGUAAGAAUUACUUACUUGUUGCAUGUUGGCAAAUAUUUAAAUAGCUGAAAGUCAAAUCUCUACCCUCAUCAUGCAUGGAAGCUGCUUAAAGUUGAUAACAACUUGAAACUUAUUGGCAGGACUUGAGUAGAAUCCUACCCUCAAACUCUGGGGCACUUGGUAACUUUAAAGACAAAAAAUGAAACAACGUUAUUAAAUUGCUGGAACACUGCUGUUUUGAGUCCAUCAUCUGCAACACGGCUUUCCUCGGUCUAUUUAUGAUAUAUUUGAUUGUUCAUGUGACGUGAGUCCCAUUAUGAUCUUCAAUAUAAUGGCCUUACUAAAUGUGCAUUUUUGUAGGCAUGGUCUUGAGUGCAAUACUUCUGUUUCUGACUAUACAGCCAGACUCACAGAAUGCAGGGCUGAACUUGUACAGCUUUUUCUUUUUCAGAAUUUGAGGCAGUGAUGCCUGAAUAUAUGAGGUACUGCCAGAUUCAUUAAAGUCAUCCUUGAGUCCAAGGCACCUCAGAAUUUUGCCAUGAGAAUAGAAUAUAUGUAUAAAUGUGUGUUUGCUAUACAGAGAACUGAACUUUCAGUUAUAAAAUCUACUUUGCAUGGUAUUUUUAAAUUUUUUUUUUUUUAUAUAAAUGCUUCCAAUUUAUUUAAAAGUGAAAUUCAAACCAUUUGGAACUUUUCUUUUUUUGCCAAUGAAAAGUACUUUUUUUCUGAAGCUCUUGGACCAAAGUCUCAUAAUUAUUUGAUGCCAUAUAAGUGAUACCAUUUCAUUUAGCUUCAUCUCUAGCAGUGACAGGUGUUGGAUUCUUCUAGCACUUUGUUAAUGUAAAAUAAAUACAAAUUAUCUAUAUAAGUGUGUAUAUAUAUGUGUACACAUACAUUGUGUGUGUGUAUAUAUAUAUAUAUGGGUUCUUAGCAAGUUCUUUCAAUAUAUGAAGUAAAUUAUAUUUCUUUAAUGUGAAGUUGGCAGGAGAUAAUAGAACAGUUCCUACAGCUCAAGCAGUAAAAUGAAGCAGUUUUCAUUGAUCCAUAGAUCCAAUAUCAGUCUUGCAGACAUUAAUAGUAUUUGUCAGUCAUUUUAGAGAUAGGAUGUCAGGAAAGCCAGAGCCAUUUCUCCCAGUGUAAUAAAUAUUUUGAGACAUCAGUUGUAGAUUCUGAGGCAAGGGACCUCAACUCAGAGGAUCUGAGGAAUUACGCUGUUUAAUAGUAGGGAUCAGUUUAGGAAACAGUAUGAGUAACUUGCUCCAGGAAGGUUUUUGAAGUCGCUGCAAUCAAAUUCUCAGCUUAAAAAAGCAUUUUAAAAAUAAAUAAAUAAAUGUUUCUCUGUAGGUUUGAAAGCAAGGCUUAUUUGAUUAUAUGACCAUUAACUACUUCCAGCUCCAGAUCAAAGAUGAAGGCAAAAUAAAUAUGCUGCACAUUUUUUUUUUUUUUUUUUUUUUCAGGUUAACCUUAGGGCACUUGACCUCUGUGUGCUGGGGAGGCAGGUAAGGAAGGAGAGAAUAGCUAUUGUGCUGAAAAGUCUCAUUCCUAAAUAACUUUUGAGCACACUUGCUAUCUCUUAAAAACUUGAGUAAAAUUGUUUAUGGUGCAUAAAUUUAAACUUUGCAUGAAGUUAGUGUGGGAUGAGGGUCAUAAUAUUUAAACACAUGUUUAAAAUUAGAUCUGUUCAGUAAAAGAGAAUGGGUAGCUUAUUAAGUAUCUGGAUAUAAUGUAUUUAUCUUGGCUAGAAGUACGGACUAAUCCAAUUUGGCACCUAAAGCAAGUCACCUAUAUGACAUCUCAUUGUGCUGCGGUCUGAUGAGUUGGCCUCUUUGCUAACGUAAGCAGUUGGAGCUCCGUGGAAAUCUGUGGGGUGGUUCCCUUUUACCUCAGCAGAGCACAUUUAACCCUAAAGAACAGAGAAAAUACUUGCUUUCUGCCAAUAUCCAAGGUGGAUGAGGAAAAUGUAUGGUUCAGGAUGCUGCUUUUUGCAUAAGGUAUUCAUGCUUUUGUAAACAAUAAAAAUAAACAUUACUUUUUUCAUGCUG
Messenger RNA from Tyto alba (common barn owl), 5842 nucleotides. RefSeq names its product ELOVL fatty acid elongase 4 (gene ELOVL4). The record is from RefSeq and is a predicted model, not a curated record. The transcript is spliced from 6 exons. Gene Ontology annotation, molecular function: fatty acid elongase activity. The coding region runs from base 358 to 1302 and encodes 314 amino acids. Gene Ontology annotation, cellular component: endoplasmic reticulum membrane; endoplasmic reticulum. Gene Ontology annotation, biological process: fatty acid elongation, saturated fatty acid; fatty acid elongation, polyunsaturated fatty acid; very long-chain fatty acid biosynthetic process. NCBI's taxonomy places the organism in Eukaryota, Metazoa, Chordata, Aves, Strigiformes, Tytonidae.